This is a messenger RNA of Salvelinus sp. IW2-2015, 521 nucleotides long. It is a transcript of the gene mfap5, whose product is annotated as microfibril associated protein 5. Gene Ontology annotation, cellular component: microfibril. Lineage: Eukaryota; Metazoa; Chordata; Actinopteri; Salmoniformes; Salmonidae. The record is from RefSeq and is a predicted model, not a curated record. Gene Ontology annotation, biological process: embryonic eye morphogenesis.
CCGCCUGGUGAGUGAGGUGUCUGUCUCUACCCUACCGCCUGACUGUAGGGAAGAGACGUAUCCCUGCACCAGGAUGUACUCUGUCCACCGGCCCAUCAAGAGAUGCAUCCACUCCCUCUGCCUUUACAGCCUCCCUCGUGUCUAUGUGAUCAACAAGGAGAUCUGUGUUAGAACUGUCUGCCAACAGGAUGAGUACCUGAAGGCUGAGCUCUGCAGGGAGCGGUCCGGCUGGCCCAAACGCUUCCAGAGGUCAACCACCAAUAAGAAACGCUGUCACAAUCGCCGCGGCAACCCCAAAACCUGGGAAAACAAGGCCUGAUGGGCCCAAGAUGGCGGAGAUGGAAGGAGGGGCGGAGGAAGAAGGGAGGAAGGAGAGAAGGAGUAGGAGGGAGGACACCCUUGGAGACAGAACACUGGGUUGUCUCCAUAAAAACACCCCAAAACACCAUAAAUCCACCACUCAACACCUGGUGCUAGCCUGUGCCUUAAUACACAACCACCACACAACACACACACACACA